UUAAAAUUACUUUAUUUUCAAUAAAUGACGCUUAGGCCGUUUUUAUUAUCCAAUAUAAUACUUGCGUACGUGUAACGCAAUUACAGCAAACGUCACUUCCACUGUGACGUCAUUUCACGUCGUUGCUAGUGCAUUGAACAACACAUACACCAACUGCACAAAUAUGGGGAAGUCAGGAUGUUUACCGCCCGGAAGCUGCCGGUGGCUCGUGCAAUUUAAGAAGUCGAUGAAUGCCAGGAUGGCGAAAUUCAAAAAUGACUUCAAGCGGAAGUUUUUUCGUGACAAUAAGCAUCUGGGAAACCUGCGUGCCGACCAACUUCACAAUGAGACUGGAACCCGAGAUAUGGAAAUCACGAAAAAGACGUCCAAGCCUGCAGCGGACAGUAAUGUCCCUAAAAAGAAGGUCGUCAAGAAAUCAACUUACGGUUAUCAACCCUCCUUGUAUGCUGAAGAAGCAAGUCCCGAGAUUCAACCCACUCAAGUUGUAAAGAAUUCGAACGACGAAAACAACCGGAACUCUUCGCCAAAUUAUCGCGAUUCAAGCCAGGUCACAAUCAAAGCCGUUGUUCACGAACCCACUCCUACUCGUUCCAAGGAAGAAGAACUAGAUGAAUUCGUGACUACAGUCAUCCGCAACUCUGUGGCACAUCUGAUCAAGGAAGCCAGCGUUGUGUACCUAAUGAAAGAGUCAGCGGAGAACUUGCUGAAGAGAAACGACAGCAAUGUGGAAACAACCGGCAAACACGUUCUCAAGGAUACCGACACCACCAACCAACACGUUGUCAUUGAAACCGACACCACCAACCAACACGUUGUCAUUGAUACCGACACCACCAACGAAUGCGUGAUCAUUGUUACCGACACCACCAAGGAACGCGUUGUCAUUGAUACCGACACCACCAACGAAUGCGUGAUCAUUGUUACCGAAACCACUAAGGAACAUGUUGUCAUUGAUACCGACACCACCAACGAAAAGGUUGUCAUUGAUACCGACACCACCAAGGAACAGGUUGUCAUUGAUACCAACACCACCGAUGAGCGCGUUGUCAUUGAUACCGACACCACCAACGAACACGUGGUCAUUGAUACCGACACCAACAACGAAUGCGUGAUCAUUGAUACCGACACCACCAACGAACAGGUUGUGAUGGAUACCGACACCACCAACGAACGCGUGGUCGUUGAUACCGACAACACCAACGAACGCGUUGUUAUUGAUACCGACAUCGCCAACGGACACGUUGUAAUUGAUACCGACACCACCAACGAAAGCGUUGUCAUUGACACAGACAACACCAACGAACGCGUUGUUAUUGAUACCGACAUUAUCAAAGAAUCCAACGCCAUGAACGUCAUCAAGGCGUCAUCCGAGAUCGUCCUGAAGGAACAGGGCGACAAUUUCGACAUCAGCUACGAACAGGUUGUCAAGGAAACCGACAACGUUUUCGUAUCUUCAAGCGUGUUAAGCGCUUUUGCCGAGAGCGCAGUGAAGGCUAGUCUGUUUGAGAUGGAUGUCGUUGACAACGUUAACCACUCCGCGAUGGUCCCUACGUCCGCCGUCAAGGCUCGAAGAUCACCAAGGACAGUGAAGGAAUUCUUAGAGAUGAUUGGAGUACCUGAUUGCCGGGACAGCUCCAGCCUUCACCUUCCCGACGUCGACAUUUAGACAUUUAAAUUAAGCCUCAGUCUCAUAUAAGCACGGUUGGCUACGGCAGUUCCGGACCAUCACGAAUACACCCGGAUCAAGAUCCGGGACGAUCCGUGGACUGGUUGGUUUCUAAGCGUAAAAGGUUUUACCAAGAUCAUAACGUCGGUGACAACACGGAACCUAACCGGCCACACGUACAAACACGGACAUACCCGGCAGCAUUACGCAAACAACACGGAACACU
This is a messenger RNA of Dreissena polymorpha, 1892 nucleotides long. RefSeq lists its product as uncharacterized. The record is from RefSeq and is a predicted model, not a curated record. The coding region runs from base 164 to 1666 and encodes 500 amino acids. The transcript is spliced from 6 exons. Lineage: Eukaryota; Metazoa; Mollusca; Bivalvia; Myida; Dreissenidae.